This is a messenger RNA of Colletotrichum scovillei, 5990 nucleotides long. RefSeq lists its product as uncharacterized. The record is from RefSeq and is a predicted model, not a curated record. The coding region runs from base 764 to 5512 and encodes 1582 amino acids. NCBI's taxonomy places the organism in Eukaryota, Fungi, Ascomycota, Sordariomycetes, Glomerellales, Glomerellaceae. Gene Ontology annotation, biological process: vesicle transport along actin filament; actin filament organization. The transcript is spliced from 7 exons. Gene Ontology annotation, cellular component: actin cytoskeleton; vesicle; myosin complex. Gene Ontology annotation, molecular function: ATP binding; actin filament binding; microfilament motor activity.
CCUCACCUCAGGGCGCUCGUCCCUCCAACUGGCCAAGCCCAGCUCUCUCUCACCUGGCGUUUUUACUUGGUGCCCCUGUCCACGUCCGCCUCCACGUCCGUUGGAAUCUCAAAAAGUUGUCCAGUUCUGUUGUUCACACCAGGUACGGCCGUCCUCCUUUCUUCAGCUGCCAUUGAUCUACCCGCCCCUUUCACGUCCUAUUCUUCGCCUUUACAUCUGCGUGCAAUCUAUCCCAACUUGUCAAAUUCUUGGAGAUAAACCCGCUGGUCGUUCGUUGAACAUUGCGUAGCGUGCACUCUCAUUCUCUUGUCUCUCUUGUCACCUCCCAUCCUUCAUCAAUCAUCUCUUACAAGGGCCCCAUACAAAACGUACCCAUAAGGUUGGUACCAAAUCUAGGCUGGCCUGCCCUUCAUCUCCAAAGCCACCUUCCAUCUUCCUCGUCUCCUACUCUUCCAUCUUCUCAUCCCCUACCUCGACGACCAACGCGAAGCAGACGACGACGACGACGACGACUACGAUCGAGACAGCGAUAGUAGCGAGUCCGACACACAAGACAGGCCAACGGUAUUUGCCUCUGGCAAUCACCAUAAGCAAUCUCUCUCGCAACUCUUGCCCACUCGCUUGCCCAUGAAUCUCACGAAUUGCUCCGAGCUCCCAGCCCUAGACCUACCGAAUCCCAUCCGCCAAUCUUCCCGGGAAUACUAGUUCUCCUCCAUCGCCAUCUCCGGUACUUAGUUCAUCGAUCACCUUCGAAGCUGUCACAAUGUCGGAGAACUACGAUGUCGGAACGCGGGCGUGGCAGCCCGAUGCUACAGAGGGCUGGGUCGCGUCCGAGGUUGUCAACAAGACCCAGGAUGGCUCAAAGGUUAAGCUUGUUUUCAAGCUGGACAAUGGUGAGGAGAAGACGGUUGAGGUCACCGCCGAGGCACUCCAGAAAGGCGAUUCAUCCCUGCCUCCCCUGAUGAAUCCGACCAUGCUCGAGGCCAGCGACGACUUGACGAAUUUGUCCCAUCUCAACGAGCCUGCAGUCUUGCAAGCCAUCCGCCUUCGAUAUGCCCAGAAGGAAAUUUACACAUACAGUGGAAUCGUCCUGAUUGCGGCGAACCCUUUCGCGAGAGUAGACUCGCUCUACGUCCCAGGCAUGGUCCAGGUCUAUGCUGGCAAGCAGAGAGCAACGCAAGCACCGCACUUGUUCGCCAUUGCAGAAGAAGCUUUCAUUGAUAUGGUGCGAAGCGGAAAGAACCAGACUGUUGUCGUGUCUGGAGAGUCCGGUGCUGGAAAAACGGUCAGCGCCAAGUACAUUAUGCGAUACUUCGCAACCAGAGAAUCCCCUGACAAUCCGGGAACGCGGUCCAAAAAAGGCGCCGAAGCUAUGAGCGAAACAGAAGAACAGAUCUUGGCUACGAAUCCCAUCAUGGAGGCCUUCGGAAACGCAAAGACAACGCGCAACGAUAACUCGUCACGAUUCGGCAAAUACAUAGAGAUUAUGUUCGACGACAAAACCAACAUCAUUGGUGCUAAGAUUCGCACCUACCUCUUAGAACGAUCCAGACUUGUCUUCCAACCCCUGAAGGAGCGCAACUACCACAUUUUCUACCAGCUUGUUGCCGGUGCCUCUGACAAGGAGCGUCAGGAUCUGCAUCUGCUGCCCAUUGAGGAGUUUGAGUAUCUCAACCAGGGUAACUGCCCAACGAUCGAUGGCGUGGAUGAUAAGGCCGAGUUUGAGGCCACAAAGGCGUCUCUGCGGACAAUUGGUGUCACCGACGCACAACAGUCGGAGAUCUUCAAACUCCUGUCUGGUUUGCUGCACCUCGGCAACAUCAAAAUUGGAGCCUCACGCAACGAUAGUGUCCUCGCGCCUACAGAGCCCUCACUUGAAUUGGCUUCAUCGAUUCUAGGUGUCAACGGAACUGAGUUUGCCAAGUGGAUCGUCAAAAAGCAGCUGGUCACCAGAGGCGAAAAGAUUACGUCAAACUUGACGCAGGCUCAAGCCAUUGUCGUCCGUGAUUCGGUAGCGAAGUUCAUCUACUCCAGCCUUUUCGACUGGCUCGUCGACAUCAUCAACCACAGUCUGGCAACUGAAGAAGUCUUGAAUCGCGUCAUCUCAUUCAUUGGUGUGCUUGAUAUUUAUGGCUUUGAGCACUUCGCCAAGAACUCUUUCGAGCAGUUCUGCAUUAACUACGCCAAUGAGAAGCUACAGCAAGAAUUCAACCAACACGUUUUUAAGCUGGAGCAAGAGGAGUAUCUAAGGGAAAAGAUCGACUGGACUUUCAUCGAGUUUUCCGACAAUCAACCAGCUAUUGAUCUUAUCGAAGGCAAGCUCGGUAUCCUGUCCCUGCUGGACGAAGAGUCCCGUCUUCCCAUGGGCUCCGACGAGCAAUUUGUCACGAAACUGCACCACAACUACGGCACCGACAAGCACAAGUUCUACAAAAAGCCUAGAUUCGGCAAGUCCGCUUUCACUGUGUGCCACUAUGCUGUGGAUGUCACCUACGAAUCUGAGGGUUUCAUCGAAAAGAAUCGGGACACCGUGCCUGAUGAGCAUAUGGCGGUUCUCCGUGCCUCGACGAAUAAGUUCCUCCGCGAUGUUUUGGAUGCAGCUUCUGCCGUGCGUGAAAAGGACGUCGCCUCCGCUUCAUCGAGCUCAGUGAAGCCCGCCGCUGGUAGGAAGAUCGGCGUGGCUGUCAACAGAAAGCCGACGCUGGGAGGUAUCUUCCGUUCUUCGCUCAUCGAGCUCAUGAACACCAUCAAUAACACAGACGUUCACUACAUUCGUUGCAUCAAGCCUAACGAGGCGAAAGAGGCGUGGAAGUUCGAGGGCCCCAUGGUCCUCAGUCAGUUGCGGGCCUGUGGUGUUCUCGAGACUGUUCGCAUAAGUUGCGCUGGUUACCCUACUCGAUGGACAUACGAGGAGUUUGCCCUGCGCUACUACAUGCUUAUCAACUCGGACCUGUGGGCGUCAGAGAUUCGGGAAAUGGCCAACGCUAUCCUUACCAAGGCACUUGGCACCAGCUCUGGCAAAGGUUCCGAUAAGUACCAGCUGGGCCUCACCAAGAUCUUUUUCCGUGCCGGCAUGCUCGCCUUCCUCGAGAACCUGCGUACAAACCGUCUCAACGAUUGCGCCAUUCUCAUUCAAAAGAACCUCCGUGCUAAGUUCUACCGCCGUCGCUACCUCGAGGCCCGCAAAGCCAUCGUGACUUUUCAGUCCGCAGUGCGAGCCUACAACGCGCGGAAGCAAGUCCAGGAGCUCCGCACCGUCAAAGCUGCAACAACAAUACAGCGGGUUUGGCGUGGUCAACGGCAAAGAAAGGAGUACAUACGCAUCAGGAACGAUGUCGUCCUGGCGCAAGCGGCGGCCAAAGGUUACCUUCGACGAAAAGAAAUCAUGGAGACCCGCGUAGGUAAUGCGGCUAUGCUCAUCCAGCGUGUGUGGCGGUCUCGACGACAGGUCUUGGCUUGGAGGCAAUACAGGAAGAAGGUCACUCUUAUUCAGAGCCUGUGGCGUGGUAAACUCGCCCGUCGGGAUUACAAGAAGACUCGGGAGGAAGCCCGUGAUCUGAAGCAGAUCUCGUACAAGCUCGAAAACAAGGUCGUCGAGCUGACACAAUCUCUCGGCACCAUGAAGGCACAGAACAAGAACUUGUCGUCACAGGUGGAGAACUAUGAGGGCCAAAUCAAGGCGUGGAAGAACCGCCACAAUGCCUUGGAGGCUCGGACGAAGGAGCUCCAGACCGAGGCCAACCAGGGUAGCAUUGCAGUUGCUAGGCUGCAGGCAAUGGAGGACGAGAUGAAGAAGCUCCAGCAGAGCUUCGAGGAAUCAACGUCCAAUAUCAAGAGAAUGCAGGAGGAAGAGCGGGAGCUGAGAGAAUCUUUGCGCUCCACGAGCACAGAGCUAGACACUGUUCGUCAACAGAGUGCACAGAUCGAGAGCGAGAAGCUUUCACUGCGCCAGCAGCUCGCCGAACUCCAAGAUCAGCUGGAACUGGCAAGAAGGCUAGCCCCGACCAACGGCGAGCUUGCCAACGGGGCUGUCCAGGCGCCGCCGUCGGCAGCGCCUGGCCUCAUCAAUCUUGUGUCCUCCAAGAAACCGAAGAGGAGGAGUGCUGGUGCCGAACCCAGCACAGCUGUGGACCGCUUCAGCGCUGCUUAUAAUCCCCGUCCCGUUUCGAUGGCCAUCACCAGCACUGCCCACAGACAGAACCUGCAGGGCACAGGCUUCAUGCCUGGUGUCGAUAACAUCGAGCUCGAGCUCGAGACGCUCUUGGCUGAUGAAGAUGGUCUAAAUGAGGAGGUCACCAUGGGUCUUAUCCGUAAUCUCAAGAUUCCUUCGCCCAACACCAAUCCACCACCGUCUGACAAGGAGGUUCUUUUCCCCUCUUAUCUCAUCAACUUGGUUACCUCCGAGAUGUGGAACAAUGGCUUUGUCAAGGAGUCAGAGCGCUUCCUCGCCAAUGUCAUGCAGUCGAUUCAGCAGGAAGUCAUGCAGCAUGACGGCGAUGAGGCCAUCAACCCGGGGGCCUUCUGGCUCUCCAACGUGCAUGAAAUGCUGUCGUUCGUUUUCCUUGCAGAAGACUGGUACGAAGCGCAGAAGACGGAUAACUAUGAGUACGAUCGUCUUCUGGAAAUUGUCAAGCACGACUUGGAGAGUUUGGAGUUCAAUAUCUACCACACCUGGAUGAAGGUCUUGAAGAAGAAGCUGCAGAAGAUGAUCAUCCCCGCCAUCAUUGAGUCUCAGUCGCUUCCGGGCUUUGUCACCAACGAAAGCAGUCGUUUCCUUGGCAAACUUCUGCAGUCCAACUCUACUCCCGCCUACAGCAUGGACAACCUGCUUAGCUUACUCAACAGCGUGUUCCGCGCCAUGAAGGCCUACUACCUCGAAGACUCUAUCAUUACGCAGACCAUCACUGAACUCCUUCGUCUCGUUGGCGUCACCGCCUUCAACGACCUCCUGAUGAGACGCAACUUCCUCUCCUGGAAGCGUGGUCUUCAGAUCAACUACAACAUCACGCGUAUCGAGGAGUGGUGUAAGAGUCACGAUAUGCCCGAAGGCACUCUGCAAUUAGAGCACUUAAUGCAAGCAACGAAGCUUCUUCAAUUGAAGAAGGCAACACUGAAUGAUAUUGAGAUUAUUCAGGAUAUCUGCUGGAUGCUGUCGCCCAACCAGAUUCAAAAGCUCCUAAACCAGUACUUGGUCGCAGACUAUGAGCAGCCCAUCAACGGCGAGAUCAUGAAGGCUGUUGCCUCCAGAGUCACGGAAAAGAGUGAUGUACUGCUGCUCCAGGCUGUCGACAUGGACGACAGUGGACCGUACGAGAUUGCCGAACCCAGAGUCAUCACCGCUCUAGAGACUUAUACUCCUUCAUGGCUUCAAACCCCACGACUGAAACGUCUUGCUGAGAUUGUGUCUGCUCAAGCAAUUGCUCAGCAAGAGAAGCUCGAGUACGAUCCCGAGGACGACUUCGAGCCCAACGGCGACCUCGCCGAGGUUGAUGAGGAAGAUGUGGCCGCAUAACCGUGUACAGCCAAACGAUAUUAGAAGAUGACCUUGUCUGUCUUGAUAAGUAGACAGGUAGGCGAUAGAGCCUGCCCUGUAGAGUGUUCUGUCCUUAUUCUGCUCGCUGGUCUCUACCUAGGACUGGCCACUGAAAUGAUGACGACUAUCAAGUGAGCGGUGGCCAGGAAUGGGUGGUGGUGUGUCGGUAGCUUCUUUAGGGAGCUAAGCCUGGGGAUUUACUACGUCAGGUUCUCGCAUGGAUAAUGUAGAAAGAAGCAAUAGUUGUGAUGGCGUCCAGUCUCAUCGUGGAUGUUGCCGAUUGAGUGAUUAAGAGGAAGUGGGGAAGAUAGGGGGUUGGAAAGACUUGUGUAACAAACACACUCUCCCAGCCUAUUCAUAUUCGAAAGUUUGGGGGGGACGGCGGCUCAGACCCUGUAAAAGUAGCGCCCAAUCUGUUUCCUAUUCACGUAGCAAGCAUUCAAGUGGCAGAGGCGGG